GAAAGUUGUGCGGCCGGUCGGCUCGCUGAGCUCAGCGCCGGACAGGAGCGGAGCCCGCAGCCCGGCCCGGAGUGGGCGGCAGGAAGGCGCUUUCCGGGCCGCUGGCGAUGGCGCUCGAGGAGGGGGACGAGCUGGCCCGGCUCCGCUCCCUCUUCGUGGCCUGCGACGUGCGGGGCUCCGGGCGCAUCGAGCGGGCGGAGUUCGGCUCGCUGUGCGCCGAGCUGCGGGUGCGGCCGGCCGAGGCCGAGGCGAUCUUCCGGCGGCUCGACACGGACCGCGACGGGGCCAUCACCUUCCAGGAGUUCGCCCGGGGCUUCCGCGGGGCCGGCCAGCGGCCGCUGGAGCAGGACGAGGAGGAGGCAUGGGGCGCGGUGGGGCCGAACCAGCCCUGGCGGGAUUUCGAGCUGCGGCUCGGGAGCGAGGCCAAAUACAUCCCCAGGCAAGAGCAGGCCAGUGUUCUGUAUGCGAACAUCAGCUUAGUGGAACCAAGAUUAAUUCAGCCUUAUGAAAAUGUUAUUAAGAACUUCCUCCAAGAGAUCAAACUUCAAAGUAUAGAGAUGGAAAGCUUGGCCAUAUCUGUAAAAAGAGCUCAGGAUAAAGCAGCAAUACAGCUCAGUGAAAUGGAGGAGGAGAUGGAUCAGCGGAUCCAGGCUGCAGAACACAAAGUCAAGAAGGAAGAGAAGCGGAAAGCUGAAGAGGCACUAAAUGAUCUCAAGCGUCAGUAUGAGAAUGAAGUUGGUGAACUUCAGGUGACAAUAAAAAAACUUAAAAAGCUGGAAGAACAGUCAAAGAACAUAAAUCACAGAGAAGAUUUGGCUGAAUUAAAAAAAAGAAUACAUGAAUUGUCAUUGGAAAAUCAGAAACUUAAAAAAGAUCUUUUAGAAGCACAGACAAGUAUAGCUUUUCUUCAGAGUGAAUUAGAUACUUUGAAAAGUGAUUAUGCAGAUCAAAGUUUGAGCUCAGAAAGAGACCUGGAAAUGGUCCGAGAAUACACUGAAGACAGAGAGAGCCUGGAAAGACAAAUUGAAAUACUUCAAUCAGCUAACAGAAAACUACAUGACAGCAAUGAUGGUUUAAGGAGUGCACUAGAAAACAGUUUAAGCAAAUGCAACAGAUCACUGCGUCUAACAAACAUCUCCCCGGGGAAUACAAUUACUAGAAGCAGCCCCAAAUGUAAUGGUGGCCAGUCUCCUCAAAAUCCACGAUAUGACAGAUCAUCUCGUUCUUCCUAUGUGGAUGAAGAUGAGUGUUUAGCCCUUUGUGACCCUCUGCAAAGGAUAAACUGUGAUGCUGAUAGCUUGUCUGAAAGCUGCUUUGACAGUGGUUUGUCUACCUUGAGAGACUCAAAUGAAUAUGAUUCAGAAGUGGAAUGGAGACAUCCAAGAAGUUUUCAAAGGCCACACUGUAUGCAGGACAGUUCUGGUGGUGAUGCUUCUGAUACAGAUGUUCCGGAGAUCAGGGAUGAAGAGGCUUAUAGCCCUGACAACAGCAGUACAGCAGAAGAUUGGAAAUCCUCCCAACCAGUCAGUCGAAGCAGCUCUAGUGCUUCAACAAGGAGGUGUCUCCCUGCCCUCUCUCCACAGACAGACACAAUAGACAGUAACCUGAAAUACCCUAAGUCAGAGAAGGCUUACAAGAUCGUUCUUGCUGGAGAUGCAGCAGUAGGGAAAUCCAGUUUCCUUAUGAGACUUUGCAAGAAUGAAUUUCGAGGAAACACCAGCGCAACUCUGGGAGUUGAUUUUCAAAUGAAAAGGCUUGUUGUUGAUGGAGAACCUACAGUACUCCAGCUAUGGGACACAGCAGGACAGGAGAGAUUUCGAAGUAUUGCCAAGUCAUAUUUCAGAAGAGCAGAUGGCGUGUUACUGUUGUAUGAUGUGACAUGUGAAAAGAGUUUUCUUAAUGUACGAGAAUGGGUGGAUAUGAUUGAGGAUGCAACUCACGAGAAUAUUCCAAUCAUGAUGGUGGGUAACAAAGCAGAUCUUCGCCAAACAGUUUCAGAACAAGGACAAAAAUGUGUACCAAUCAACUAUGGAGAAAAAUUGGCCAUGACUUAUAAUGCACUAUUUUGUGAAACAAGUGCUAAAGAUGGAGCUAAUAUUGUAGAAGCAGUUCUUCAUCUUGCUCGCGAAGUGCGAAAAAGAAGUGACAAUGAAGACACAAGGUCCGUAACCAACCUGGCUGAGCCAACUGUCAAAAAAUCAAUGCCAAUGAAGAACUGCUGUAAUAUAUAAAUAACAAAUUCCCUUUCUGCCCUAAAUAAUUUUACUUUUGUAUUUUUAUCACUUUUAAAAAUGAAGGAUUUACAUAAUGUUUUCUCCUUACUAUGGAUUUAUAUGUAUAUAGUAGUUGCAAAACUUGAGAAAUUCAGUUCCUACUGUCUGCUGCUCUGCACUGGUGCACUUGCCUUGCCUCACAGGCUUUGGUUUGAUCUCACUUUUAUAUCAGUGUAUGUCAAUAAAAUCAAAGAAAUUACAUUGGUUUUAAACUGGUCUGAGAUCAGAAUCAAGGCUUCUACUUUUGCCGGGUAUUUAUGAUAGUCAGUACAUACAGUACUGUAUUUUCAUUUCAUUCAUGUAGAUAUUUCCUUAUAAAGUGAAAGAGGUUUCACCAGCUGAAGACAAUAUAAUAAUUUAUUUUAAACCCAAGAUAUUCAGAGCCCAGGGGAAAUUCCAUCGUUACUUCAUCUAAUUUUGCCUUGGACAGCAAAUGCAGGUCAAAUUAGACCUGUAUGAAAUAUUCACAACAAACCAUCUAGCCACUUGAAACUUACGUAGUUUCAUUACAAACCUGGCCAGGUUUGUCAAAAAGACUUGAAAAUUUUUUGAACUUUUCAAGUGAACUUGUUGAGUUUUGAGCAAACCUCGGCAAAUAUAUGGUGUUGCAUCUGAAAAGCAAAACUCAAGUCUGAUCCCACACAGAUCAAAACUGGAGGAAAUACUUGCAUGAAUCCUGCAAAGCAAAAAGACAAAUUAGAUACUGCUCUGACCUCAAGAGAGGUCACAGUAUCUGCAGGACUUAGGAACACUGGGAUGAAUUAACGAUACAAUUCCUGCCUGUUUAUAAAUGAGACUGUUAAUAUAGUAAUAUAGGGGAAUGUGAAUUGUCCCUUCCCUCUUGUUCUUCAAAUGUUUGCCAUUGAUAUAUAUGACAAUUCAGACAGUUCAAGUGAUGGACUCUAAUAGUUCAGAAGAGUCUGUAGUAAUCUGUUUUCUUAGUGAAUCUUUAGGCCUUCAAUCACCUGUUAGCAGCUGUACGUGCACAAGACUCCAUAUUAAAUUUUUGUUAAAGGAAUCAGUCCGCAUGACCGUGAGCCACUUUCCAAAAAUCGGGCAAUACUGUUCUCAUUAAGGUAAGGCCGAGGACUCUCAACUCCACGUGAAGUCAAUGGGAGCUGCAGAUGCUCAGUCUCUCUGAAAUUCAAGACAUUGGUUUUAUUGAGUUUUCUAAAAAUCCCAUAGUUUAGUACAUAUUUUAAAUUCAAAGCCUAAAAUCAUUAAUGUAAAAAUGACACUAUUAUAGUAUAAUUAUUAAAAUAGGAGUACAAAAAAGUAUCACACCCUAGUGACUUUGUUUAGUCUUUUGUUCCCUUAGUUAGGGCCAGUCCUGCAAAUGUUGAAGCAUGUGAGUGAGACUUUGCCUGCAGGUAGUCCCAUUAAAACCAAUUCAUGUUUAUAGGAUAUUUGCAGGGUCAGGAUCUUGGGGCCCAGUCCUCCUCCUGUUAAAGUAAAUGGCACAGCUCCCACUGACUUCAAUGGGAGUACUGUUAGGACCCUUAAUGGCUGAGCAAACUAUUUCAGCCUUUUUUUGUGUAUAUUAAAAACAGGUCUCAAGCUGCAACCAGUCUGCCUAGUGUCAGACUUAGGUGAAGUUUUAGGGUCUGACCUCAAACCCGUGAAAAAGUGGAUACUAGCUGUAGCAACAUUAGAUAUUUUCUGAACCACUACAUUUUAACAGAGUAUAGUCUGUGACUGAUAUUAUUAAUUUUUAUAAAAUAUGGACUUCCCUAGAGUAGGGUAGUUUAUCACCUGGGUUUUAAAAAAAAAAAAAGCCUUUUCAGGUAAAGAGAUCUGUGUUUUUUAGGUAUCCUUUUAAAGCUAUGUUUUCUCAGAGAUUUUGUCCUCAAACGACUAAUCCUGAGCAUUUUCCAGCAAGGCAAAGAGACUAUAAUGCCAAAUAAAAUUGGCACCUCCAUUAUUUCUAUAUAUUUUGGCCUCAUAAAAGAAAAUGUAUUUGGGACCGGAUCAUGCCCCACAAUAUCCAUGAGCUGAGGGGAACCUUUGCACACAGAUCUACCUUAUCCCACAUGGGAGGGGUAAGGAGUCACCUACUUCUGCAGCACCAUCCUACCCCACCUGGCAGAAACCUCUCUGUGGGUCUUGGGUCUGUGCUGAGGGAGGUGACAGAUGCUGGGAGAAGAGUGAGCAAGCUAGGCAUAUGGCCAUGGAAUAUAAGCAGAAAAGAUAAUGCAGCCAUUUUUCUACAGGGGCAGCCAUGGCCAGGGGGAGCUUGGCUUUGCUGUCAAGAAGAGAUCAAUGCGGAUCACUGGGAAUCCAGGAUUUCUUCAGUGAGGGAUGAGGGUUAAUCCUCCCCCCUUCCAAAGGAGUGAGUUGAGUGGAGCUCCACAAGGGUAUCCUGGAGAUUUCCUCCUCCAGAGCCCACUCCUGUGGGUUUUAUCAAGAGGGAACAUAAUCCAGCUUUUGGCUUCUAAGAGCCUAGGCUGACCAUAUAUAGGCUUUCAAAUCAUUAAUCUGUUUGAAAUUGACCUUCCCAGUAAGAAAGCUAGAUUCAUAUUAACUUUUUAUUUCAAUUCAAGUUAUUGCUCAUUCAGUGUUGAUAACUUCUGCUCACUCUUACUGCCACUCCCGAAAUUUUCCCAAUAAUAGCUGUCUUUCCUGUUAAAAAAUAAGCGAGAGAGAAGUCAGAACAAUCACAGGUUACCUUUCAUUUCAUGGACAAUGAAGGAGAAAUAGAAGCUAUCCUUGAAAAUUCUGCAGGAACAUUUAAAAGUAAUGAAAUUGUGUCAUGCUAGUAUUCAAAAGAGAAGUCCCAUCAGCAGUGAAGCUGUCUUUAUCUAUAUUAAAUAGUUACAAUUUACUAUUAAGGGCCCAAUCCUGUGAAGCCUUUUCCACACAUCUGUGGGAAAUAAUAUGGAUCCAUAUGACUGUAACUCAACCUGAGCUGAGGCUCCUUUCUGUCUGUUGGGCCCAAUUUUGGAAGAUGCUGAGCUUGAAAGCUAAAGGUGUUCAGCACAACCCUGGAGGGGACACUUGGUGUGCACCCAAGAAUGCUAUUGACCUCAGUGAGAUAUUUAGAUGUACAGAAAUAUAAGACAGGGCCUCAGAGCUAGGAAUCUAAGGCUGGCAGAUGGUUAAUAUUUUCUCCCCGAAGAUAGCAGGAACAGACCAAGUCACAUCGAACUUUUGAAUUUAUUAGGUUUUCUUAUUAGUAUGACUCACUAUCUUAAUAUUAUUUAAAUGUAGUUUGUAUAUUUUAUUGAUUCUUUAUUGAGAUCUAAAAUUCCAAUGUGUUACUGAUUUAAUAACCUGGGGGUGUACAAUUAAGUACAGAAUAUACAAUAUUUUGGCAGUUUUAAAGUAGGACAUUACAUACCCAAUAGAUGGACAUUUUCUUCUUGGCGUUGUUGUAGAUCUGGGUCCUGUAAACAGGCAUUUGUGGGAUGUACCCUUUUUAAAAAAACAGGUCCAAACUCCAUAUGGAAAGUAGUUUGUGUGCAUGUGCAGUAAAUGCUUUUCCAAAUUUAUUUAAUAUGAUAUGCCCUAAUUCUGGAAAGAAAACCAUGCAAGUGGAGUCCUGUGCCUGUACAGAGUACAGCUGAAGUCAGUAAUGUCAGUAGCCUGACCAUCUAGUUCUCUCUGUGGGACUGGUGGCUUGGGCAGUUCUUGUUGAUUUUAAUGACCAGAUGUGUGUGUCUAGGGAUUUUGCCAAAAUUUAUAAAUGGAAUCUAUUUUUUUUUAAACAAUGUGACUUUUGUUUUGCAUGUGUGUGAGCUAUAGCUAAGCAAACCCACCUUGAAACAAUUGUUUUAAAAAUAAAAAAAGUGUAAUGGUCAAAAUAGUAUCAGCCAGGUUUCAUCCUGGAAUGUGUUUUAUGGUCAACUUUUAUAAAUUCUUAGAAAAAGGGCUUUGAAAUGAAAAUCCUCUGUCACUGGGCCAAAUUCUGUUCUCAUUAUAGGCAAUGGAGUUGCGGAGAGUGCAGCUCUGGACAGAAUUUUGCUCACUGGCCAUAGCAGUGUGAAGAGCUCUUGUCAUAGUUACAUUUUAUAAGCCCCUUUUGCAAUUAGAUUCACAAGAGCAGUUUUUUUAAGCCCUGAUGGGAUCCUGCUGACUCAGUGAGUCUCCACACAAGCAUAAGGAUCUGUGCUACUGUAACCAAUUGUAGGAUUUGGGCCUAAAUAUAUAUAUACUGAUUAUAAUAUAUGCACAAUUUAUUAGAAACACAUGGAUUCAGGCCCUCUCCCGCGAUAUGAUGCAUACUCAGAGACUGCUCCUAUACAGAGCUCCGUUGACUUCAGUGAGGGCUGUGCACAGGCGUAGAAGUCUGCUCCCAUGAAUCACUUUGCAGGAUCAAGGCCUUAUUUAGAAAUCCUGCAAUGAUCGCCCCUAUCAAGUCUGACAAUUGGCAUAAUAUGAGAUGGCAUUCAUGGUAAAAUAAGAGGGCUUGGAAUGAAAUGAUUAAUUUUAGAAGCUAAAAUAUCUGCCUUUAAAAACAAAAACAAAGCUAGUGUUUAUAUAAGGUCCUUCUUUUGUUUUGCUUUGAAAAGUUGUCUUGCCUACUGCCUAAAACAUAUGGCAGCAAACAGCAGAUUUAUGUUCUGGCAUGUCUGCACUAUUGUGUAUUUGUGUUCCUCUAUGGUUUUGUUCAAUACUUAAAACUGUUCAUUUAUUGCACAAAAGUUGUUUUGUUAGUUAGUGGUGAUGUUAUCUUAAUAACUAUAUUUAUUUUUAAAGGAACGUCUUUUCAUGUUUUUUUCCAACAGAAUCUGUAAAUAAGAUUUUUUUUAUGCACUUGACACACAAGUAUUAUUUUCGUCCUUCAUUGUCUUUGCCUUUUUAAUGGUCACACGUUAAACAUAUUUUGAGGCAAUAAUUUUUGUGGGACGCUUUUAAACAUCCAGGUGAUCAAAUGAUUUUUUUUCUAGGGGGUCUCUCAUCUAUUUAGCACUAUUUAAUUGCUUAUUAAAAUUUGCUGUAUUAUUUCCCCUACUCAAGAGCAUAGUUAUGAUCCAACUGCUUGAAACCAUGUUUAAAACAUAUCUUCUCUCAUAUUCAUUGAACAAUUCCCUCUUAUUUUAGCAAAUACUGUUGAUCAUAGAGAACACUUUAUCCCAAAAGAUCCCAAACCACAUUACAAAACUAAUGUUGCAAUCCUGCAAAGAGCAUCAUGUGGACAGACCCUUGAACCCAUGCAGAGAACUCCAUCAGUGGGGUUCUGUGCCAGCAUAGAGUCUGUUCACAAGGAGAUCCUUGUACAAAGCUUUUUGAGAGGCUGGGGCUAGGGCUAUGCAGCCUAUAUUCUGAAGUGUAGCUACCUCUGGGGUUAAACGUGGUUCCUGUUUAACACUCAUAGCAAUAUUAUACAUUGUAGUACAGGAAGUGAAGACUACCAAUGCUGACAGAUAUCAGAUGGAUGUUGUGGUAGGCACAAUGUAUUUAUCCCCAUUGGAAUUUGAUGAGGACAACAGAGUUAAUUAUUCUGACAAAAAACAACAGUCCAUGGUAUUUAUGAUCAUCACUAGUGAUUAAGAUCUCAUUUUACAUUUCUCCUGCAAUUUCAAUGUCCCCUACCACCAUGUCCCAAGGGGUUGAUACAGUAGGUGAUAGAUUAGUAGUUAGAGGAAACUAUCAACAUCACUUCCUGCAGCACAAGGUAUUUGAGUAAAGAUAUCCUAUCCAAGCAGGGACAGGCAUAAUGCUGCUUGGCUUAGAUCUGACAUCAUAGCCUGAAGGUUUUUUGUUUUGUUUCACUAUUAUCUGGCAUUUCUUUUCUUUUUUCUUUUUCUUUUUUUAAACCCAAACCACUUGUAUUUUAGGUUCAAUUUGUGCCACAGAAAGUGGUAAAGAGUGCUCUGUCACUCACAUUUUCAGCCCUUAGAGAGAGAGAGAUAAUUAACUUCCCACUAGCUGCAUAUAUGUGAAGUUAGUAGUUAAAUGAUCAGCUAACAAAUAACAUUUGUAUAAACCCAUGCUGUGCAAACUUCUAAUGGAAUAUAAAGUUAAGUAUUUAAAAUAGAGAUUUAUUUUCAUACUUGUAUAGUGAGCAGAUUCAGUGAAUUUUAGUUUUAUGUGCCAAGUUUAAUUACAGACUAUAUGUUUAAAAAGUGUGCAAUAAAAUAAACAUGUCCUAUAGAGUGAAACAAUUGUCUUGAAACUUUGAUUUAUUCUGUUUGUUUACAAAUACGACAGC
Molecule: messenger RNA, 8424 nt
Organism: Trachemys scripta elegans
Lineage: Eukaryota; Metazoa; Chordata; Testudines; Emydidae
Gene: RASEF
Product: RAS and EF-hand domain containing
Exons: 17
Coding region: 108-2231 (707 amino acids)
Molecular function (GO): GTPase activity; GTP binding; calcium ion binding
Source: RefSeq, a predicted model, not a curated record